AACUUGCAACGUUUACUUUUUUUUUGGUCAAAGUGGCUGGCUAUCAAUUAGUCUUACUAGUCUUUUUCCUUCUUUUAUUUCUAGCUUGAAGGGGAGAUGAAAUGGUGAUUUAACUAGACAAAUUAUAACCCUCAAACUCCAACACUAUGCUGGUUUUCAUGGGUUUCUCUUUUCAUCUAUUAGCGAUUUCAACGGUUUUAGCAUUAGUUCUGUGGUACACUUUACGCAGGGUGAGAGAGAGUAGGCGCAAAACUGAAAAGGGUUUGCAGGCACCUGAACCAUCUGGUGCGUUGCCACUUAUAGGCCAUCUCCAUCUAUUAGGGGCACAAAAGACGCUUGCUCGAACAUUGGCUGCCAUAGCAGAUAAAUAUGGUCCCAUCUUCACAAUUCGGCUGGGAAAGCACCCUACAGUUGUGGUUAGCAAUCUUGAGGCAAUUAAGGAGUGCUUCACAACACAUGAUAGGAUUUUAUCAUCCAGGCCAAGAUCAAGUCACGGGGAGUACCUAAGCUACAAUUAUGCAGCAUUUGGUUUCACAAAUUCGGGUCCUUUUUGGCGUGAAAUGCGUAAGAUAGUCACGAUUCAACUCCUUUCCAGCCAUAGGCUCAAGUCUUUGAGGCAUGUUCAGGUCUCAGAGGUGAAUACCUUGAUCAAUGACUUGUACUUGCUCAGCAAGAGCAAUAAGCAAGGCUCGACCAAGAUAGUCAUUAGUGAAUGUUUUGAGCGGAUGACAAUAAAUAUGAUCACAAGAAUGAUUGCAGGAAAGAGAUACUUCAGUAGUACGGAAGCUGAAAAAGAAGAAGGAAAACGUAUUGGAAAACUCAUGAAGGAGUUCAUGUAUAUUUCCGGUGUCUUUGUCCCUUCGGAUUUAAUUCCAUUUCUUGGAUGGAUUAAUAAUUUUCUUGGAUCCGUGAAAACUAUGAAGCGUCUUUCGAGGGAACUGGAUUCCCUUAUGGAAAGUUGGAUUCAAGAACAUAAAUUGAAGAGGCUCGAGAGUACUGAGAACACUAACAAAAUGGACGACGACGACUUCAUAGAUGUGAUGCUAUCCCUACUGGAUGAUUCCAUGUCUGGCUAUUCUCGCGAAACAAUUAUCAAGGCAACAGCAAUGGACCAGGAUGUGUUAUUUCUACAUGAGCAGACUCUUAUCAUAGCAGGUGCCGAUACCACAUCUAUCACCCUGACAUGGAUCUUAUCCAAUUUGUUGAACAAUAGACGGUCAUUGCAGCUUGCCCAAGAAGAGCUAGACCUCAAAGUUGGCAGGGAAAGAUGGGCAGAGGACUCUGAUAUUGGGAACUUAGUGUACAUCCAAGCCAUUAUCAAAGAGACAUUGCGCUUGUACCCACCAGGUCCUUUGUCAGUUCCACAUGAGGCAACAGAAGAUUUUUGUGUUGCCGGAUAUCACAUGCCAAAGGGCACUCGUCUGUUUACAAAUUUAUGGAAGCUGCAUCGGGACCCAAAUUUGUGGUCUAAUCCUGAUGAAUAUAUGCCAGAAAGAUUUCUCAAUGAUCACGCAAAUUUAGAUGUUUUAGGUCACCAUUUUGAGUUGAUUCCAUUUGGCUCGGGAAGACGGUCUUGUCCUGGUAUCACAUUUGCAUUGCAAGUGCUUCAUUUGACGUUUGCCAGAUUGCUUCAGGGUUUUGACAUGAAAACACCAAGGGGUGAAUCAGUGGACAUGACAGAGGGCGUAGCUAUAACCUUGCCUAAGGCGACUCCUUUGGAAAUUCAUAUCACCCCACGCCUCUCUCCUGAACUCUACUACUAUGAGUGCUAAAUGCUAACGCAAAGCUGAGGCAACACAAUCUAUCUCGUCUCCAGCUAUGUUAUGUUGCAUGUUUCUUGAUAGGGCAAUGUCCAUGAAUGUUAUUUAUUUAUUUGAAUGUGAUCUCAGUUUUAUUAA
Messenger RNA from Populus euphratica (Euphrates poplar), 1898 nucleotides. RefSeq names its product cytochrome P450 CYP82D47-like. The record is from RefSeq and is a predicted model, not a curated record. Gene Ontology annotation, molecular function: iron ion binding; monooxygenase activity; heme binding. NCBI's taxonomy places the organism in Eukaryota, Viridiplantae, Streptophyta, Magnoliopsida, Malpighiales, Salicaceae. The transcript has 4 exons. The coding region runs from base 147 to 1772 and encodes 541 amino acids.